This is a messenger RNA of Photinus pyralis (common eastern firefly), 3522 nucleotides long. RefSeq names its product multiple C2 and transmembrane domain-containing protein (gene Mctp). Gene Ontology annotation, biological process: regulation of neurotransmitter secretion. NCBI's taxonomy places the organism in Eukaryota, Metazoa, Arthropoda, Insecta, Coleoptera, Lampyridae. Bases 33 to 2972 code for a protein of 979 amino acids. Gene Ontology annotation, cellular component: synaptic vesicle membrane. The record is from RefSeq and is a predicted model, not a curated record. The transcript is spliced from 14 exons. Gene Ontology annotation, molecular function: calcium ion binding.
UCAAUACCUAAGGAGAAACUUUAUAAUUAAUUAUGGAUCCUAAAGUAGUGCGAUUUAAUGAACAAGUUCAUACAUUUCAACCUUCUCGUUAUGAAGAAAGUGAUAGUGAUACUGACUGUGAACGGUCUGAUGAUCCAGAAUUGCCCGAUUUUAAUUUUGAGGUUGAUGCCUCAAUUAAGGAAAGGGCCGAAAUUGCUUUAAAUGUCGAUUACGAUGUGGAGAUAAAGAAUGAUUUGUUCUCUCUAAACGGCCCACCCGUAAUGGAGUCUAAUUCAUCUGAAAACCCUCGAACCGCACAAGAAAUUGUUUCUGAUUUUAAUACACCCGAAAAAUCAACUCUUGAAACAUGCGAAAUUUCUGAUAUACCAACUUCCCCCUUGGGAAGUAAACAUCUGAGUAAAUCCGCGUCGGAAUUAAGUAGUCCAAGAGAAAUGCCGGAAGUUCGUCCAAGAUCCGCCGCAUCUCCAGGAGUGUCCCAUCUUUCGGUCUAUCAAAAAACCCAUAGUUUUUUCUCACAACUUAAGAGUCGAUGGGCGCGAAGCAAGAGCAAAGAGCGGCGUCAUAAGUCUCCCGGACGUCAAGAUUCCAUAGGAACCGAUUACGCGGCUGAUUUAAGUAGUGAUCAUAGUUCUCCUAGCACUCAAAGCCCUAGACACAGACUACAUACAUAUACAGACUCGCCUCUGAGCAGGGUUUGUGGAGGAGAAACUUCUCAAAGCUCUGCUAGUGGUUCACCUAAACCUCGCGCUCCGACUCCAGGUGCUGUUACAGGUCUGGACUUGUUACCGUUAACAUCCACUGAUGAAGCGUCCCGACGGCGGGAAACUGCUUUGCGGCAACAUUCGUUUUUCCAGUUGCGGGUACAUCUUCGCAAAGGGCAAGGGUUGGUCGCCAUGGACAAGAAUGGGACGAGCGAUCCAUACGUAAAGUUCAAAUGUGGGGGUAAAUUAAUCUACAAAUCAAAAACCGUAUAUAGGGAUUUAAAUCCCGUAUGGGACGAAAGUUUUACAACUCCCAUCGAAGAUCCAUUCGUGCCAAUUCAAAUCAAGGUUUUCGACUACGAUUGGGGUUUGCAGGACGAUUUCAUGGGAGCCGCAACUUUGGAUUUAUCAACUUUAGAUUUAGGAAAAACAACAGACCUCACUUUACCCCUGCAGGAUCCAUCAAACGCUUCGGCCGAACUUGGCGAAAUUGUAUUUACCGUUACUUUAUACCCUAAAAGCCAAGAAGAUAAGGAGCAGUAUUUCCAGAAGAAUGCAAGAAUCUCUGACGUAAACAAACGCCUGAAAUCUCAGAUUUGGAGUUCCGUAGUAACUAUAGUUCUAGUCGAAGGUAAAAAUCUUCUUGCCUGUGAUCCAGAAACACGAACUUCCGAUCCAUAUGUUAAGUUUAGGUUAGGUAAUGAAAAGUACAAAAGUAAAGUUGUUUGGAGAUCUCUUAAUCCAAAGUGGUUGGAGCAGUUCGAUCUGCACCUUUAUGACGAUGGUGAUCAGCAGUUAGAGGUUACGGUGUGGGACCGAGACAGAACAAGAGAUGACUUUAUAGGAAGAUGUUUAAUCGACUUGUCCAGUUUUGAACGAGAAAAAACUCAUAACUUCAGUGAAGAACUUGAAGACGGCGCUGGUUCGCUAAGUUUUUUAUUGACAAUAAGUGGAACGACAGCAUCGGAAACGAUAUCCGAUCUCACUCUGUACGAAGAAAACCCUCGGGAGCGGGAGGCUGUUUUGGCACGUUACGCAUGGCAACGAACAUUUCACAACAUUAAAGAUAUCGGUCACUUAACAGUCAAGGUAUUCAAAGCCAGCGGGCUGGCAUCGGCCGAUUUGGGCGGUAAAAGCGAUCCGUUUUGCGUGGUAGAAUUGGGAAACGCACGUUUGCAAACCCAAACCGAGUACAAAACGCUCACGCCGACCUGGCAGAAGAUAUUCACCUUUAAUAUUAAAGACAUUAACAACGUUCUGGAAAUUACGGUCUUCGACGAGGACCGUGAUCAUAAGGUCGAAUUUCUUGGCAAAGUGGCGAUUCCAUUGCUGCGUGUGAAGAGUGGGGAGAAGCGGUGGUACUCGCUUAAGGAUAAAAAGCUUAGAAGCAGAGCGAAAGGAAGUUGUCCCCAAAUUCUGUUGGAGAUGACUGUCGUUUGGAAUCCAAUUCGGGCUUGUAUCCGCACCCUUAAUCCGAAGGAAGUUAAACUAAUGGAGCCAGAGGUUAAAUUCAAACGCCAAGUUUUUAUGAAGAAUGUUAUGAGAUUUAAAAGCAUCAUCAUACAUUUUUAUGAGAUUGGGAAGGUGUUCCAAGGGUGCUUCGAGUGGGAGUCGACGUUGCAGAGCUUGAUAGGUUUACUUUUUUGGUUGGUGCUUUGUUAUUACUUUGAAGUGUGGAUGAUACCGGCAGUAGGAUUGUUAAUUUUUGUCAAGCAGUACAUUCUGAAAACUAUAGCGGCUCCUGUGAAUGUCUCUUGGGAUGAGGCUACCGAUUCUGACAUAGAGGAUGAUGAUGAAGACGAUAAAGAUAAGGAAGAGAAGAAAAGUUUGAAGGAAAAGUUGCAAGCGAUACAGGAGGUUACCCAAACUGUUCAAAACACAAUUGGUCGAUUAGCCAGUCUGGGAGAAGGUGUUAAAAAUAUUUUUAAUUUCACAGUGCCAUAUCUCUCCUGGAUAGCUGUUGGUUUGUUGGUAGGCGCAACUUUGGUAUUGUACUUUGUGCCAAUUAGAUACUUGUUGAUGCUGUGGGGUUUGAAUAAAUUCCUAAGGAAGAUUAUGAGACCACACUCUGUGCCGAACAACGAAGUCUUAGAUCUGUUAUCACGCGUCCCCGAUGACGAAAUGCUUGUAAGUACACUUUUAAACUACGCGCGUAUGAGCCGAAAAUCAAUCAAUCUUUGUGUGCAGUUGGAUUAUAGAGAUUUCAAGCCGUCUAUUUCGAUGGAGGCGGAGAGACGACGUGAAAUUAGAAAAAAGCAGAAAGCCUCCUAGUGGACAUCCAAAAUGUUUUCCCGGGCUCGCACAAAAUUUCGUGUUGUUUGGGAUAACAAUACUUAAAGCAAAAAGUCUGAUAACAAUUAUGUGUUUGUAAAUUCAUGUACAUUUUUUUACUACAUUUUCUAGUCAUUAAACUUUGAUAGUGAGAUGAGUGCCCUGUAGUUAAAAAACAAUCCGUCAUUAAUUUAAGAAAGCCAAGAAAUAUCUAAUUUUCAAGCGAAGUUAUUUUUGUGCCUCCAAAUGGCUGUGUUUGCUGUUUAGUUUACACUUUUUUAAUAUUCAUCUCAUCCUAAACGUAUGUGGAGCUAAUCCACGUUUAAAUUGCCAUUCAAUUUUUAUUUGGGUUGGAUAUGAUAGAUUUAUUAGAUACGUAAGUGUAAGACGCACAAGUUUUUGGACGGUGAGAAUUUAUGAAUCCCGAAUGAGUACUUUAGGAAUUGGCCAUUAUUUACCAUACCUACACCUACACAUACAGGUUUUUCGCUAACACUCACAAGCACCCAUGCCUGGACAAUAAUUAUUUGAUUUCCUGCCAAGUUGUUUC